Molecule: messenger RNA, 405 nt
Organism: Hydatigera taeniaeformis
Lineage: Eukaryota; Metazoa; Platyhelminthes; Cestoda; Cyclophyllidea; Taeniidae
Source: the annotation of a GenBank genome assembly
GGGCAGGAGGAAGAGGAGGAGGAGGAGGAGGAGAAGUUGAUGAAUUGUUCAAAUAGUGACAUGACAAGGUUGAUUAACGACGCAACUGUUGCCUUCAAUCACCAGCAGUUGCCCAGGGCAUCGUCACGGGAUCUAAGACGCCAAAGUUUGGGCUAUGGAUUUGUCAACUAUGCGAACGCCUCGGAUGCGGAAAAAGCCAUUAAACACUUCAAUGGAAUGCAACUGAAGAACAAGAAGAUUAAAGUGUCUAUUGCUCGCCCCAGUAGCGAGUCAAUAAAAGGUGCCAAUCUCUACAUUUGUGGUCUGCCGAAGAACAUUUCGCAGGAGGAUUUGGAGAAAAUAUUUUCGCGUUGUGGGAAAAUAAUCACCUCACGUCUUCUUGUGGACCCCACCACAGGCUACUAA